AAUCUUGCUGGGCUUAAUCUAUACUAUAUCGGGACGAACACUGUUCCAGUAUUUGUAUGUACUUUGCCUUGCAAGAUAAUGAAAAUCAAUCCAUAAAUGGCAGGAUAUAUUUGAUGGUAAGUUACUUUUCUACCAUAUAGCAAUUCAUACACUACAUAGUACAUUGUGAUAUUUUCAACAUUUUGGUUAUACAGCUUGCAGCAAAAUGGCAGUUCGGGAGUAUCGUGAGCGAAUUGACAUUGCACAGUUGACCAAUGAUGAUCUGUACAAGAGAUAUCGUGUGAACCAUGCCACAUUGGCAUAUAUAAUUGCCCAGCUGGAUGCUGCCUUAGCCCCCAAUACUGACAGGAGCCACAGCCUUUCUACUGGCUACAAGGUCUUGAUCACACUGAGGUACCUGGCUACCGGUGUGAUACAGCUCAACACCGGUGAUCUGCACUCUGUAGCUCAAUCAAGUGUUUCGAGAGCAGUAUCUCAAACACUUGAUGCACUGAGCUCCCAAAAUGUUGUGAGGAGACACAUUAGAUUCCCAACAACCAUUGAGUCAUUAAACAGGAAUAAACAAGGAUUUUUUCAUAUUGCUAGAUUCCCAAAUGUGAUCGGUGUCAUAGAUGUAACUCAUGUACAGAUCCAGGCACCAUCUAUUGAUGAACCCAUGUACGUGAACAGAAUGGGUUACCAUUCCAUCAACACACAGGCAGUGCCCCAGAUAAUUAUUUGA
Messenger RNA from Dreissena polymorpha, 721 nucleotides. Its product is annotated as putative nuclease HARBI1. The transcript is spliced from 2 exons. The record is from RefSeq and is a predicted model, not a curated record. The coding region runs from base 206 to 721 and encodes 171 amino acids. NCBI's taxonomy places the organism in Eukaryota, Metazoa, Mollusca, Bivalvia, Myida, Dreissenidae.